GGGGGGAGGGGGCGGAGCUCCAAAGAAGAUGGCGUCGCUGCGCUGUAGGCGCGAUCCUUGUGGGAUAAUUUGCCUGAUCUUAACGUAUUUCAGUGUGUUUUACGCAGACUACGUGGUCAUACAGUACGUCCUGAUCCCCGCCUACUCGGACAGUGUUUGGUGUUUUCUUCAUGGAUCCAUCUUCAACCUGGUUCUGCUGCUGCUGCUGGCCUGCCACUCCAAAGCCGUCUUCUCAGAUCCGGGUAUGGUGCCUCUGCCGGAGACGGCCUUAGAUUUCUCAGAUCUGCGCUCACAGUCGUCUCGGAUGAACGAUCGGGGCUGUGAGGGCUGGACGGUUUGCAGUCGCUGUGAAACCUACAGACCUCCCAGAGCGCACCACUGCAGGGUCUGUCAGAGGUGUAUACGCCGCAUGGACCACCACUGCCCCUGGAUCAACAACUGUGUCGGGGAGCUGAACCAGAAGUAUUUCAUCCAGUUUCUCUUCUACACAGGCAUGGCCAGUCUGUACUCCAUGGUCCUGGUGGUGUGGGCGUGGCUGUGGAGGAUCCGCAACGAGCGGGAAGGAGAGGCGGAGAAGGAAGGAGAGGAGUCGCCCAGCAAACACCUGAUCGUUGCUCAUUACAUCAUCCUGCUGGUGGAGUCGGUGCUGUUCGGGGUCUUUGUCAUGGUCAUCUUCUACGAUCAGCUCGUCUCCAUCAUCACAGAUGAAACUCCCAUCGAACAGAUGAAGAACAGGCUGAUGAUCAAAGACCGAAGAUGCUCCUCCUCCUCCUCGCAGCAGCAGCAGCAUCACCUCCCUCACACCAGGAAGCCGAAGCUGGCUCUGCUGCGGGAGGUCUUCGGCAGAGGUGUGUGUGUGUGUGUGUGUGUGUGUGUGUGUGUGUGUGUGUGUGUGUGUUAGCUGCCUAUAAACUGACCUUUGACCUGACAGCUGAAGAGGAAGGACCUUUUUUUCCUGAACCUUCCUGUGUCGAGACAGAAGACCUGAGGUGUAACCUGUUACAGCUUCUCCUCCUUUAUUUAUUAUUUAUGGAGCGGUUCUGUCAACGCUGCAGUUUUGCUCUAAAAAUGGUUUCAAACCAGAUUUUCCUGCAGGUGUUUGGGUCAGAAACCGUGUCUGCAGAACCUUCAAGAUUCUGAGGAUUAAAUAAGAAUAAUCCAGAUUAUUUGUAAAAACUAAUCAUAGAUUUUAAUUUAAAGCUUUUAUGUUGAUCUGCUUCAUAAUAAUAUUAAUUCAUAAAGCAAAAACCCCAGUUUUAACUUUUACAAAAUAAAAUUUUUAUUAUUUUUCUUUAAAUAUAAAUAAAUGUUUAAACUUGGUCAUAAUAAAGAUGACGGUGUGUAUUUUCUAUCAACAUGUCAUGUUUUUGUUGAUUUUAAAGCACCUUACAAAAUCUAAUCAUUUUAAUGGUUUAAUUGCUCUGUAGCGCCCUCUGCUGUUUACCUUUUAUCAUGAAAGGAAGUUAAGAUAACCAAAACAAUAAAUAAAAUCUUAGUGUUUUAUUUUGUGAAACGCAGCCCUCAUGUUCAGAAUGACCUGUUUGUUAAUAUUUAAUUACUAAAUCACAAUCAGUGACAUCAUGCAGUUCAUAUUUUACUCUAAUUUUAAAGCUAACUAUGUGAAAAUACAAAGAUUUUCCGAAAGGUAUUAUUUUUAAAAAAGAGAAAAUGAAAUUUCAGUUUCAGCCUGAGUGAUUAAACACAAGUUUAGGUGCAAAAUAAAUUUAAAAAAUUCAAAACAUCGACAGAAAAAAAAACUUAAUGAAUUUAAACGUUUUUUGACCCAAACCAAUCACCUGAGCUGAACUUUAUCCUCUAAAACACAAAAUAUUUCUUUGCAAUCUGUUCACAAACAUUUUGUCUUGAUUAAAAAACAAAACAAAUAAACUUCAGGAGGUGUUAAACCACAAUAUAAAAUGUAUUUUUCCACCUGUUUUUAGUUAAAAUGCAGAUUAAACUGGUGCAAUAACAGAGAAAAGAUUCAUAUCUUUGUUUACUUCAUUUUUUAUUUGAAGCUUUUUAAAUCAAAUGAAUGCUUUUUGACUUUUGCACACUUGUUGAUGAUUGUGUUAUUCCUCAGUGAAGGGAUGUUUUUAUUUAUUUAUUGUUUGUAAUUAUCGGACGGUUUGAACUCUAUGAAGUGUGUGUUUGUGUGUGAGGGGCUGAAGUUGCCUCUUUUUAUAUUUUCUUGGAUUUGUUACAAUAUUUCCUGAGUUUACAUCAGUCUGUGGACGUUUACUGUUUUAUGUUUUGUUUUUGUUGCUCAAAAGUCAUUUUACUGGAAUAUUACCACCAUAAAUAAAACGUUAUGGAUUUAGUUUUAUGCACAUUUAUUGUUGUUGGAGUCUUAACCACUAAAUAUUAAAUCAUUUUACUUAUUUUUAAGUUACAUCAGUUAAAUAAAGCAGGUAUGGAUGUAAAAACAGUGAAUUAAAUACAAGAUAUUAAAGUUAAAACUGUUUUUAUUUUUAGAAAACGAGGCAACUUCAUCCCCAGUGUUUUUUUUAUUCUGAUUAUUUUUGUAAAAACAGAAAAAGAAAAAGUUUUUUUGAACGUUGUGACCAACCUGGGCUGAACACAAGUGCUUUAUUGAAUAAUGUUGGAUUAUUUGUAAACAAACAAACGUGUCUUUAACUGUUGGUUUCUACGACGACGACUUUAACCUAAGAUUCUGCUUUUUUCAAAUCACUUUUAUCAUAAUCUGAAUUUAUUUCAGUAUACUUAUUUAAUCAUUAAAAGCUGAACUGAAUAAAAAAAGAAAGUGUGGAAAGAAGUUAUGAGAAACAUG
Molecule: messenger RNA, 2788 nt
Organism: Austrofundulus limnaeus
Lineage: Eukaryota; Metazoa; Chordata; Actinopteri; Cyprinodontiformes; Rivulidae
Product: zf-DHHC domain-containing protein
Molecular function (GO): palmitoyltransferase activity
Source: RefSeq, a predicted model, not a curated record